UAAUUAAUUCUCUGGUUACUCUAUGAGGUAGGUAUUAUUAUAUCCCCAUCUUAAAGAUGAAGAAAAUUAGGAAUGUAGAGGUUAAUUGAAUAGCUAGUAGGUGGCAGAGCCAGAGUUCAAACCCAAGCAGUCUGAUGCCAUAACUCACACUCUCAACAACUAUAUACUGCUGUCUCUCUAUCAAAGAAAUAAUAUGAGGCAGUGCAUCCUGGGUCAGUGUAGCCAUGGCAGCUUUUGUCCUUUCUGCCAUGUCUGUGACUGCCUGUAGCCUUCGUGCCACCACCCUGGGUCCCCACACUGGCGGCAGCCCAGCCACUCAAUAUCACCCUGUGCCCCCCAGGGGCCUGUAUGAGGCCUGGGGCUUCGCGUUUGGCCUCGGUGGUCAUGCAGGUUCCAGUUACACAGUUAUACCACCAGUACCGUGAUGAACCCCGUUGGUCAUUAGAGGGAAUCAAGGACUGUGUUCUUUACAUCUUAAAACUCUAUGACAAGAUUGAUCCUGAAAAGCUCUCAAUAAAUUCCCACUUUAUGAGAGAGUUGGGCCUAGACAGUUUGGACCAAGUGGAGAUUAUCAUGGUCAUGGAGGACAAAUUUGGGUUUGAAAUUCCUGAUACAGAUGUUGAGAAGUUAGUAUGUCCACAAGAAACUGAGAUCACAUUGCGGAUAAGGAGGAUGUACAGUAAAACCUUGGAUUUUGAGUAACUUGUUCUGUGAGUGUUCUGCAAGACAAAGAAAACAUUUCUAAUAAAUGUCUUGCA
Molecule: messenger RNA, 758 nt
Organism: Herpailurus yagouaroundi (jaguarundi)
Lineage: Eukaryota; Metazoa; Chordata; Mammalia; Carnivora; Felidae
Product: acyl carrier protein, mitochondrial-like
Exons: 1
Coding region: 349-702 (117 amino acids)
Biological process (GO): fatty acid biosynthetic process
Cellular component (GO): mitochondrion; respiratory chain complex I
Molecular function (GO): acyl carrier activity; acyl binding
Source: RefSeq, a predicted model, not a curated record